UAACUUAACUAAUUAAUCAACUCAUAUAUAGGUACUUAAAGUCGUGCGAGUAAUCAUUUAAAAAAAAUAUAAUUAUACAUAUUUGAUUAGCGAUCACAAACUCAAAUAAGAUCAAUCUCGACCUCAUCAGGCCCUUAUCAGGCCUCUUUGCAAGGCUUCUCAGUAUGUCUCUCAGUUAAAAAUUGUAUGUAAGUUUAUCACGUUGGCUAUCCUAAAAUUUCUAACCUACCAAAGAAAGGGAUUACGGUAAUAUUUAUCUCAUCACGUGCAUUUACGAAUGUGUGUUGUGAAAUUAUAUUAAAUUAAUUAAUUUUUCCAUAGAAUGGUACAUUUUUUACUGAAAGGCCAAUGAAUUGUAAUAUGUCCACAACGUUUGUUCACUCUGUAAAAGUCCCAAGAAUUUACAAAGAGUGUGCGAGCACUGUAAAGAAGGUUCUGGCGGAUGGUGCAAGUUUCAAAACUUUGGUUUUCAAGCAGAAUCAUCCCAAUGUCCAAGGGAUCUACGCAUUGGUGUCAGAGACUUUGCAUCAUUGCAAAGAAUUACAGUCAAUAAUUGAUCAGACUGAAAUUCUCAUUGAAAAUCCUCGCUUUGAUCCAUGGUUGGCGAGGGUUCUGAUAACAGAACUAUUAUGGGGCAAGAAAGUUUUGAAAUCAGAAGCCAAACCCAUAUUGACUGUUCUGAAUUAUAAAGAAAAAUUACAGCAGGCAUUAGUGCAAAAUCCCGAUGCUGCUGUAGAUCCCUGUGACAAGAAAAAAGUGAAAUUACCACGAUAUGUGCGUGUUAAUACUCUACUAACAAGUAUCGAUGAAGCAUUAAGUGCAUUUGCUGAAGAUGGAUGGAGACUUCUACCUCGGUGUUAUAGCUACACCUCCCAUUUAAAGACUAUAUCAAACAUGGGAUAUGAUAAUUUUAUUCAAGAUUUUCACAUACCUGAAGUAUUAAUAUUUCCACCUGGUACUAAAUUUCAUGAUCAUCCUGGGUAUCUAAGUGGGAAAUUGCUGCUACAAGAUAAGGCUAGCUGUCUUCCAGCAUUCUUGUUAAAUCCAAAGCCCAAUUCUGAAGUCAUGGACAUGUGCUCUGCUCCUGGAAUGAAAACAACUCAUCUAGCAGCUGUCAUUAAUAACGAAGGGAAAAUUUAUGCUAUAGAAAUGAAGGAUACAAGAUACAGAACCUUAUGCGACUUUGUCACUAAUGCUAAUGCAAGCUGCGUGGAAACCAUUCAAGCAGAUGCUUUAACGAUAUCUCCAGAAUUCUAUCCAAAUAUAGAGUAUAUUUUGGUAGAUCCAAGUUGCUCAGGUUCUGGAAUGGUGGAUAGAAUCGAAAUCAGAAAAGAAGAUCAAAAUAAUUUGUACAAUAGAUUAGGUAAACUGCAGUCAUUGCAGUCAAUGAUUCUCAACCAUGCUCUUAAAUUUCCAAAUGCCAAGAGAGUCGUUUACAGUACAUGCUCGAUUUAUCCAGAAGAAAAUGAGUGUGUGGUUGAUGAAGCAAUGACUAAAUUUGGGGACAUAUACAACCUUGUUGACUUGAAAAGAAAAUUAAAAAAUGAAUGGAUUAGUUUUGGGUCAGCGGAAUACAGUUAUUAUGGUGAUAAAUGCCUGUAUGCACGACCAGAAGUGGAUCAUUGCAGCGGAUUUUUUUUAGCAGUAUUUCAAAGAAAACCCAAGUCAUCAGAAUCAGAAGAAGGUCUAAAUGCUAAAGAAGAAAAUGCAACUUUGGAGCAAGCAUAUGACAAUCAUGCUAAAAAUCCUUCCAAUGGGUAUCAUGAACAAGAAGUUCAGAAUAUUAAAUCAGAAGAAAUCGCAACAGUACAAGAUGAUCAAUCAAAGAAGAAGAAGAAAAAAAGAAAAAUUGAUUUAGAAGGAAUAGAAGAUCCAUCAAACGAAUGUCAACCUCAGCAUGAAACAAUUGUUAUAUCAGAAGAGGACAUGAAAGUAGAGGAAGUUAAACCAAAGAAAAAGAAGAAAGAAAGGAAAAUUGAUUCAGUAAUGUUAGAAGAUCAUGAACAUCAAUCUCAGCAUGAGGUAACUGUUGAAUCCAAAGAGAAUACAAAAUUAGAGAAAGUUGAAUCAAAGAAGAAGAAGAAGAAGAAAGAAAAAAACAUUGAUGAUACAGAAGAAAUUCAAGACUCUACAUACAAACAUCGACCUCAGCAUGAAAUGAUUAUUGAUUCUAAAGCAAGUUUAGACGAGCAGGAAGUUGAAUCAAAGAAGAAGAAAAAGAAGAAAGAUAAAACAACGAACUUACAAACAAUUGAAAAUACCUCAUAUGAACAUGAAACGAUUGUUAAAUCAGAAGAAAACCUACAAGCGCAGGAAGACGAACCAAAGAAGAAGAAGAAGAAAGAUAAAGAAAUCGAUUCUGAAGAAAAAGUUCUUCAACAUGAUAACCAAUCCUUGCAUGAAAUAAUUGACGGAUCGAAUGAAGCUAAAUCAAAGAGAAAAAAACAUAAAACGAAAGAAACUGAUCAAACCAUCGAGGUAAACGAACCAUUCGACGAAACUUCUGUAAAAGAGAAGAAAAAAAAGAAGAAAGACAAACGUGAAGUAGAGACGGAAAAACAAUGAUACUGAGCAUUAAAAAACGUCAUUAAUCAUUCCUAAGAAAAUGCAUUAUAUCGUGAUAAAGCACAAAACAGGCCACUGCGCCGUUGCUCUAAUACGUGACGUGCAAGCGCGGGUUAUGUGUGUGUGUGUGUGUGUAUGAACUCUGUAAUAUUCCCGCAUAAUAAUUUCGCAGCCAUUCGCCGUCCUUUUUUUAAAUAGCGGGCUUAUCGCGAGUGUGCAAAACACGCGACUCUCGAGAAAACUUGCGAUCCUUUUUUUUCUGCCACAUCUACGAUAAUCCUUGCGCCGAUAUGAAACUUCUAAGUAUUUAGUUGCUGCUCCAAGAGAGUUCGUGCGAAUUAUUUUUAGAAUGUCAAUAUGCAAACUCUUGACUUUCAAGCGCGUGGGAAUUAGUAUAAAUAUUUUAUGCAGCCUAUCGCCAAACAAAGCUCAUACGCACGUAUACUUGUAAAGGUAGAUCUUAAGGUUAUAUUUUUGACGUUUGUAAGAUUUUGUUAAUCUAUGAAACCAUGAUCUACUGUUUUCACACAGUACUUAAGAAUCAGAAAUCUGUAUAUUCACGUAAUUUCAAAUGAUUAUUGUUAUGUAGUUUUUUACGUAACUCCAGUUGUUUUUUUUUACCACAAUUUUGCAAUAAAUUUUGAAGAUAAAGGGACUUUUUUUCAAAGAGUAAUGAGACAAUGUAUAUACAUAUAAAUAUACAUUAUUAUCAUUAUAUCCAAGGAAGAUUAGGACGGAAAAAUGUUUUUUUAACAAUUCAGAUGUAUUUACGAUUUAGGAAAUAAAAAAGUUCGACAAA
Nasonia vitripennis (jewel wasp) is the source of this 3364-nucleotide messenger RNA. RefSeq names its product probable 28S rRNA (cytosine-C(5))-methyltransferase (gene Nsun5). Gene Ontology annotation, biological process: rRNA base methylation. Gene Ontology annotation, cellular component: nucleolus. The transcript has 6 exons. Lineage: Eukaryota; Metazoa; Arthropoda; Insecta; Hymenoptera; Pteromalidae. Gene Ontology annotation, molecular function: methyltransferase activity. The coding region runs from base 349 to 2565 and encodes 738 amino acids. The record is from RefSeq and is a predicted model, not a curated record.